Cylindrotheca closterium is the source of this 249-nucleotide messenger RNA. The record is from the annotation of a GenBank genome assembly. NCBI's taxonomy places the organism in Eukaryota, Bacillariophyta, Bacillariophyceae, Bacillariales, Bacillariaceae.
AUGCCAUUCGUUCAUAUCACCUGGUUGCCCAAAGCUUGCCGAACAGCUGCUGUCCGAAAGGAAGUAGCAGAUGCGGUCAUCAAGGCCAUGUGUGCGCAGAAGGACGCGGAUAUCUCGCCGGAAAAUUUGGUAGUUCGUUUCAGCGAAGCCGUUGACGGAUUCCCAUUGCCGAAGGGCCAUUCUGAAAACCCUGCGUUGCAAGCACCGCAAAAGCCAGAGGCUGAAGCGUUCCUCGCAGAGAAGAAGUGA